AUGCAGCAGGCAGUGGAUAUGCUGGUAGCGGCGACGGAGAGCGAUACAGCUGCGGCGGUUGUGAGAGGAUGCGACGUUGAGGAUAUUUUACAUGGAGAUGGUAGUGCAGCGGACUUUACAGAGAGCGAAGCGUCGGUACUUGCGAGGAAACUGGUAGAAGAAGAUGUUCUUCAGCCGUUUUGUUGCUUGUGUAGCUUUGUGUAUCGAGCGAAUCGGGUGUAUCGUGUCAACAAGGACCAUUGUUUAGAUGAAAUUCAACGUUGUCGUGGUCAUCUGCUGUGGUUAAAUGACAGUGCGUUCCAGCAAUUGUUAACGCAAUUUGACCGACGCGAAGAUGCUGAUGACGAAGGGAUAUCAGGGACGGAUGGCGUCCAAGCACUGCUGAGAUUUGGAGCGUAUACAGUGACGUCAGCUCUGGAAUAUCGUUUCAAAUGA
Messenger RNA from Phytophthora infestans T30-4, 435 nucleotides. RefSeq lists its product as uncharacterized. Lineage: Eukaryota; Oomycota; Peronosporomycetes; Peronosporales; Peronosporaceae. Bases 1 to 435 code for a protein of 144 amino acids. The record is from RefSeq and is a predicted model, not a curated record. The transcript is spliced from 3 exons.